Molecule: messenger RNA, 4942 nt
Organism: Columba livia (rock pigeon)
Lineage: Eukaryota; Metazoa; Chordata; Aves; Columbiformes; Columbidae
Gene: SH2B2
Product: SH2B adaptor protein 2
Exons: 11
Coding region: 525-2576 (683 amino acids)
Biological process (GO): intracellular signal transduction; antigen receptor-mediated signaling pathway
Cellular component (GO): plasma membrane
Molecular function (GO): transmembrane receptor protein tyrosine kinase adaptor activity
Source: RefSeq, a predicted model, not a curated record
CGGCCGCAUUUGGCGGCGGGGGUGGGGGGAGGUCCCUUGUUUACCCGGUUAUUCCCCCCCCAGUCUCCUCCCUCCUCCAUUUGGGAGCGGAUCCCUCCGGCCCGGGGGAGGGUUCCCGCUUGCAGCGGGAUCGGGGAGCCGUCCCCCCCCCGCUCCAAGGCGGCAAUCGCCCCUGCGGCGGGGUGGAGGUGGGAGGGGGUGCUGCCCAUGGCCGCCCCCUCCGCUCGCCGCCGCGCACGGGCGGGCCGGGGGCUGCCGCCGCCUCCUCCGCCCCCCCUUCCCGGCUGGUUCCUUCCCCUCCCGGCCCCUCUCAGUCAGUCUGGACCUUCAUUCCAGUGAUGAAAUUCAUCUUUUGAAGUUAUGCACUUGACCUGGAAGAACUGUGCUGCUGGCACCUCAAGAACCCUGUGAACUGGAAAGGGAGAGAAGACCGGGGACUUGAGGCUGUGGCCCCUGAGCCAGUUCUGGAGUCAGCAGGUAGCACCUCCAAAGGGAUCUGUCUCCUUCGCAAGGUGCCCGGGAGCAUGCUGCAACCCUCGCCCGCCGGCAGGUGGAAUGGGGCAGCCAUGAACGGCGAUGCCCUGUGCCAGGAGCCCUCCUCCCCGCUCCCCGACUGGAGGGAGUUCUGCGAGCUGCACGCCCAAGCGGCCGCCGUCGACUUCGCCCAGAAGUUCUGCCAGUUCCUGAAGGAGAACCCCCACUACGACACCCCCGGGGCAGAAACCUCCUUUUCCCACCAUUUCGCCGCCAAUUUCCUGGACAUCUUCAGCCUGGAGGUCAGCCGGGUGUUUGUGUCCGACUCCCCCACCAAGUACAACAUCGUGCCCUUCGUGGGGCUGCAGAACUGCCACGUCCCCUACGGGCGUGAGGUCACCCCAAGGAAGGAGGAGACGUCCACAGAGUCUCUGGACAGCAUGGACACCCCGUUGGGUGCUGGACGGUACCUGAGCCCGGCACAGCAGGUGCAGGCACGCAAAGUGUCCUCCUACGGCCAGUCCCGCAGCUCGGAGGAUGUCUCCAUCCACGCUGCCACCAAGCCCAAGUUCAAGAAAGGCUUCUCCUUGAGGAACAUGAGCUUGUGCGUGGUGGACGGUAUGAAGGAGAUGUGGCAUCGCAGGUCCUCUCCGGAGCCGGGUGCUGAGGCUGCCCUGGGUGGCCGGAGAGCCGAGAGGGAGCCGUGGCCAGCUGGGGGCAAGGAGCCUGGUGACCCACGGGAGAAAUGGACCCACAAGCUGCGCCUGUCCAAGGUGCCCUCCUCCAAGGUGGAGCUGGUGGACAUCCAGAGGGAGGGAACGCUGCGCUACAUGGUGGCUGAUGACACGAACUGUGUGGGGAGCUCGCAGUGGCAGAAGUGCCGCCUCCUGCUCCGGAAAGCGGUGAAGGUGGAAGGAGAGCGGUUCCUCCUCGAGUUUUAUGUUCCUCCGAAGGCUUCCAAGCCCAAGGUGAGCAUCCCACUGUCAGCCAUCAUCGAGGUCCGCACCACCAUGCCCUUGGAGAUGCCAGACAAAGACAACACCUUCGUCCUAAAGGUGGAGAACGGGGCCGAGUACAUCCUGGAGACCAUCGACUCCCUGCAGAAGCACUCCUGGGUGGCCGAUAUCCAGGACUGCAUCGACCCCGGGGACAGCGGGGACGACAUCGAGCUGGCGUCCUGCGCGCAGGGAGCCUGUCUGCCGGGCAGGGUGUCCUCCUGCAGCUGCGAGUUCCUGGCCGAUGAUGUGCCCAGGCCACCGGACAGAUGCGCCCUGCCCAGCACUCACGCCACCACUGCCACCACCAUCCCUGUGCCACACAGCCGGGGCAGGGACUCCCUGGGGGAGCUCCUCACCCACGUCCCGCUGGAGAGUUUUCUGCAGACACUGGAGACCUCCCCCGCCACCGGCGGGCAUCUCGCAGGGGAGGACAGCGAGGCAGAGGCAGAGAUUAACCUCUCCGACUUUCCCUGGUUCCACGGGACUCUCUCGCGGAUCAAGGCGGCACAGCUGGUGCUUUUCGGGGGUGCCCGCAGCCACGGCUUGUUCGUCAUUCGGCAGAGCGAAACACGGCCUGGGGAGUACGUGCUGACCUUCAACUUCCAGGGGAAAGCAAAGCACCUCCGCCUGUCGCUGAACGAGAGCGGGCAAUGCCACGUCCAGCACCUCUGGUUCCAGACCAUCUUCGACAUGCUGCGCCACUUCCACACGCACCCCAUCCCUCUCGAGUCGGGCGGCGCGGCCGACAUCACCCUCCGCAGCUACGUGGUGGCCCAGAGCCCGUUGCCCGAUGCCAGCCCCCCACCAGCCCUCGUGCCACAGCCACCAGGCUGCCGGGUCGACCUGCCGCCUCCACACUACUUCUGCAACACAGCACCUGCUGGCCCACCAGCCCCCCCGCCCACCGAGGGGGCGGCCGUGGCCCCUGCUGUCACUGUCCCCGCACCCUACCACCGCCUGGAGGGUGCCCUGGGCCCGCGGAGCCGCAGCGGUAGCACCGAGCGCCGGCCGGAGCCCCCUGCCACCAGUGCUGAGGACUACCACGAGGCUGACGGCGCCCGGAGCCGGACCCGGGCGGUGGAAAACCAAUAUUCCUUCUACUGAGCCCCCUGUGCCUGGGGGCUGGAUGGCAAGGGGAUGCGGGGCACCCGUGCCCCUCACCGCUGCACCAGCCUGCCUGCUCCCCUGCCACCACCAGCAACCCAGCUAGGAUGUUCCUCCUGCUCCCUGCCACUUUUGGGAGCCGUGUGAGCAGCGGACGAUGUCCUGGCUGUACCUGGCACCAGCCCUGAGGUUGGGGCAGCGCUGGGGCUUUGGGAGGCUGAAAGCAUCAGUGCCAUUUUGGAACUUGCAGCCUCUUCCCUUUCCCUCCGGACCAAGAGCUCUCUGGGGGCUGAGCUGGAUGCCCCUCCUGGCAUGGCAGCAUGAAGCUGUGGUGGGCUCCUUCCUCCGGCCAAAGCACCUUGGCACAUCCCCUCUGCAGUGAGACCCAGCAUGGCCGAUGUCCCUUCUGGCACCACCGCCCUGCAAAACAGCUGCCCAGGGGUUCUGGUGUUUUGGGAUGAUGAAGGAAAUGGCAGAUCCCCACGCAGAGGCUUUUCUUGCACACACAGAUCCGUGUGCCCAAGAGGAUGUUGCUGCAGAGGCGUGAGGGUUUAUCCCGGCCGGCUUUCAGGCUCCCUCUGGGGCACACAUUUCCCACCCUCUGCCAGGAGAAGGUUUUUUUCCAAAGCUUAAAGAAUUGCAUUCGAGGAAGGUUUUUCCUGCUCUCCUGACGUUUCUGUUCCUUUGUCCUUUCUCUCCUUGCUUUACCAAUGUCAAGUCCUUGAAUAACUGCUUUUUUCCUCCCUCUUUCCUUGUUUUUUCUAAACCUAAGCUAUCCACAAGGUCAUCAGCUCAGCCUUCAGUCUUCUCUCUACUGCAGCUAGGCAAUAUUUUCUGUUGCUCAAGGCAAACCUUGAAAACUAUGACAACACUGCCACUUUGCAUCCCUUGCUAGUCCUUUGGGAUGUUCUCAGCGGGGUCACGCAGUGGCCAGGGCUCCCAGGAGCGAAAACACUACAUGUCUUCAGUAGAUGCUGUUGAAGAUUAUUUUUUUCUUAUUUUAGAGAAAUAAAAAAGCCCAGGAAGAGCAAAAGGAAUGUGGCUGCUGUCAGGUGGGUGAACAGGCAGCCAAAACAGAGAGGCCAAGCUGAAGGGUUGGCCUCGCUGUUGGCCCAGGUCCCUCCUGGCAGAUGUAAAACCCUGCAGCAGUGGCUGUAGUGGCACUGCUGCCAGGAGGGACCAGGCGCUGCCACGGUCACCACUUGUUGGUGGCUUUCUGAUAGACCAGUGCAGCCACAUGCAUCUGUAGCAGAAAGAGCUCACCCUGACAGCAGUGAGAGCAGAAACCUGCUGUGCACAAUGCUUUUCCUACAGUCACUGAAGCCCUUAGGGUGGUUUUACAGGCCAGGCUGCUCACUGGGACUGUGUGCCUCAUGUGAGGCGGGAGACCCUCCCAAAGAGCAUCUUUGCUCACAAGUUCCUCUUGGUUUGCCUCACACAGCUUGUCUUUGCUGUUACCAGGAUUCCUUGUGUGUCACCAGUCCUGGGUGACAGCGUUGGCAGGACCUGAGCGAGGUGGCUUGCAAGUGGCUGGGUGGGUCUCCAGGUAGAGCAGACCCCACCAUACCCAGUUAGAAGUUACCACUUAGUGCAGAGAGAGGUAGGAGCCAAGCCACAGUGUAGCUCAAAACCCCAUGAAUUUGCCUGGAUUUUUGAGUUGUGUAAUUUAUAUAUUUUUUUUUUUGGUGCCUUCUUUCCUGAGCUAGCAAAGCAUGUCCCCAGCGCUGGAGUCACUUGUCUCUCCCCCUUCAAGAGGGCAGGUGUCCCCAAGGCUCCUUGCCUCCUCCUGCCAUGUGAGAGCUGCCUGUCUGGCCCAUGAGAUGAAGGCUGGUAGAUCUCAUUCCUGCAGCAAAUGCCACCUUCUCCCCACAGGUGUGGCCCUUCAGAGGUCAGUGGGAGCAGUUUGCUUGGGGUUGAUAUUUCUCCUUCCUCAGCACAGCUAAAACCCAGCUCAGAGCAGCCUGGAGAGGCCAGAUGCUUUUAGUUGAUGGAUUUAACAUGGACCUGCUCCCUUCACCCUCACCGUGAAUGAGGGAGGACAUCUAGAUGCGGCACAGACAUUGUCACUCGUGUUCUUCACUAAGGUCCCAAUGGGACAGGGGGUUGGGGAUGGCAGCACUGCCUUACGGACCGUAAAAUGUUGGCUGGUUUGUCGCCUUCUGCGUCACAAGAUAGGAAAAGGAGGGGGGAAGCAAUGAUCUGCAAGCAAAAAUGUUAAUUUGUAAAUAGGGAAGAGUCUGGAAGAGUUUACUGUUCCGUAGAAUAAAUUAAUUUUAUUUAAAAAAAGAAAAAAAAAGGGACUUGUUAAACAAAUGGAGAACUCGAGUUCCAGUUUUAAAAUAAAAUCACUUUCAAAAAGGACAGCA